AGUUAGUACAGCGCAACCUGUGACCAGGGAAGCAUAGUGUGAUAGAUAGAUAGUUUGUGACCUUGCCCUGCUACUGUAUAAGGGUUCUUUAGUUAUAGACUCACUAAACCAAUUUAAACAUUGGAUUUUUGAGACAAGAGUCCAGCGGAUGGUGGAUUGCAGAAUAAAUUGUUGAUGCAUAUUUCAAGUGAAAGUUGUAUCUCAACAACUACUUCUCAUUCUACUUUAUGCUACACAACCCUGUGUCAUGAGUGUGUAUGGUGUGUAGUCCUCCUGGACGCUCUUCUUGGAAUCCGUCAAGGCCGGUGGUCAGUGUACAGUGUACAUUUCAGGCUCCCAAAACUAUUCGCGGAUUUUCUGAGAAAUUUCCCGCCCAAUUUCUGGAAAAUCAUAAACGUUAUAUGACAGGCUGGUAAACAGGAUACAGCAUUCUCAAACAUUAGAAGGAAACAGAUAAAUAACCUGAAAAGGAAAAAGUGAGAUUCUAGUUGAUGAAAAGUGAAAUAAGAUGUCAAUGGCGCGGAUUCAUGAAGAACGAGGAGUGACGAGAAUAUGUGUCAACUCCAGUAAUCCUGAUAGUGAGACAGAAGAUACAUUUAGUGUGAGCAGUUUCAGUAGUACAACGUCAUCAUUAAACCCCUCCAGGGCGGAACAUGGCGGAUUUUUGAAAGCGCGGCAUGCUAAAAAUGCUGCGGAACGAUCAGAAAAUGGCGGGAAAAAUUAUUUUCGUGCCAAUCCAAUUCAAGUGUUGCAAAAUGGAGACGAAACCCCGACAGAUCUUAAUAGAUCUAUCAGCAUGAGUAACCUAAGUCUAGCUGCUAAUAGUCCCAGCCCCUCAACUGCUCGGGAGAUUCGGAGUAUCACAAAUAAUUAUCAAAAAUUAUUAAACAAGGCAACUCAUGAGAUCCGUAAGCUGAGUUCUGAGAAACAUGAUCUAGAGCUUGAGAUGGAAAAGCUUCUAGAAGCUAACGUAGAACUCGCCACAGAGAGCAAGAAGCUUCUAGAGAGUAAUCGAGACUGGAGAGCUGAGAGGGUUGGAUUGAUGAAAGCUAAUCAAGAAUUCGUAGACGAGGUUGAACGGCUUUAUCGAGAGGAAGAAAUCUGGGAAGAAGAAAAAUCCAAGAUGGCCGAAGAAAAGAAAAUGGCCGAUCAUCAGCUGACAGAGGAGCGCAAAACGUGGGCAGAAGAAAAAUCGAAAUUAGAGAAAAAUAUUGCUGAGCUGGUUCAAUCCGUCAAAAUUUUAUCAAUGGACAAUGAUAAGCUUAUUCAGGAAAGAGAAUCACACGAAAAACAGUCGUCUAAGUCAAAUCAGGAGCUUAAAGAAGAGUAUGAAGAAAAUCUGGUAAAAUUGCAGGCUACAGUUUCAAAUCUCAAUGCCCAGGUUGUGAAUGAGAGUGAAGAACGUGAAAGAUUAGAGCAAGAACUAGAAUCCCUUGCUCUAGAACUGGAGAAGAAGGCAGAACUAGCAAAGGACAGGACUAUAAAGUUUGAGCAGUUGGCCCGUAGAGCAGAAGAUUUAUCUGCUCAACUAUUCGAAACACAGAUGGCGAAAGAUCAGCUUAGUGGAGAUGUUGAGAAAAUGUGCAGGGAAGAAAAGAAAAUGAAAGUGGAAAUAGAUCAGUUGAAAGUAGAGAAAGAAUGGCUGGUUUCUAGAGGGAAAGACAACAAGAAUUCUGGAGCCGUUAAUGAAGAGGAGGCAGAGAAACUAAAACAAGAACUCAGAGCAGAGAAAGAGAAGGUGCUAAAUCUUUGUACCUGGAAGGGUCAGCUUGUCAAUAAAAACAAGGAACUCCAGGCAGAAAACGAAAAGUUACGGUCGCGAGCAGAGGACCUGGAGGCUCUCAUGAACGAGGAGGUUCAGGAUAUCAACGAGCUCAUUGGGGUCAUCAACAAUAUACAGAGUUCAACUGGACAGAUUGUGGAUCCUAGCCUACUGAAGAAGAGGUAUCUGAAAUAAAAAGCAGAAAUGUUCCCGCCAUAAUGAAUAUAUUUGAAAAUUUAAUCACUUAAAAAAUGUUCGUAUAUACUUUAGAGCUAUAUUUUUUACAAAGGUACCUAUUCAUCAUUAUUUUUGAAAAUUCUUUUAUCUAUUUUGUCGUAAAAAUUGUAAAAAAACAAACUUUUAUGAUGCAUUUUUCGAUGUGCCAAUCUGUACAGUAUUUAUGGUAAUAAAAUAUUUGACACAUUA
Eurytemora carolleeae is the source of this 2188-nucleotide messenger RNA. Its product is annotated as golgin subfamily A member 6-like protein 22. The transcript has 19 exons. NCBI's taxonomy places the organism in Eukaryota, Metazoa, Arthropoda, Copepoda, Calanoida, Temoridae. Bases 509 to 1957 code for a protein of 482 amino acids. The record is from RefSeq and is a predicted model, not a curated record.